Messenger RNA from Megalops cyprinoides (Indo-Pacific tarpon), 492 nucleotides. RefSeq names its product chromosome 16 CXorf65 homolog (gene c16hxorf65). NCBI's taxonomy places the organism in Eukaryota, Metazoa, Chordata, Actinopteri, Elopiformes, Megalopidae. The transcript is spliced from 6 exons. The record is from RefSeq and is a predicted model, not a curated record. Bases 1 to 492 code for a protein of 163 amino acids.
AUGUUCGUUUACCUCAGACAUGGAGACAACCAGCAGUUCCUGGUCAACACCAACUGUCCCAUCAUCCUACUGCUGCAGCACAUCAAGGCAAAGCUGGAGCUGGCCGAGACCGAGCUGGUGGAUCUGUGUGAUGACAGCGGGGCCCUGAAGCUGCUCUUCCUGUCCCAGCAGCCUCAGGAGUGCGCCCGGCAACAGCUGCCUCCUCGCUGCUCCUUCACCAUCUGCGCUGUCCACCGUGAGUGGAUGGAGGAUGGUGCUUUUGUCUCCAUCUCACCCCUACUAGCUGACCCUGAACCUGCACUGCUGGAGGCCCUGCAGGCUCAGACAGUCAGUCUGGAGAAGGCUCGGCUGAGGCAGCUCCGCCCUCAGGAGGAUCUCAGGGGGCCGGCGGGGAAGGCGCAGAGGGCCAAGGGGCGUGGCCACGCUCUGCAACCGGACCCCUCAGCAGAGGAGUCACCCCGCAAGACUGGAAGCCGGAAACGGAGGACCUGA